Molecule: messenger RNA, 4927 nt
Organism: Bactrocera dorsalis (oriental fruit fly)
Lineage: Eukaryota; Metazoa; Arthropoda; Insecta; Diptera; Tephritidae
Exons: 3
Coding region: 573-2951 (792 amino acids)
Biological process (GO): regulation of translational initiation
Molecular function (GO): translation activator activity
Source: RefSeq, a predicted model, not a curated record
UUGUCUUUCAAUUUCUUGUUUCUUCAAAAAGCGCGAGUGAAAAACGCAUUUCCACGAGACGCAGUGCUAAUUAUAUAUUUUUUUUUAUUAUUUUAACAAAUUGCAAAUACAAUUAUAUAGAAAACUUACAUUAUUUGUGGCAUAAAAGUGCACUUGUUGCAGAACUUGGAGUUUGGAGUGAAAAGACAGACGGUGAUAUUGGUAUGAAUAGCGCCAUCACGACCAUUAAUUUUUAUUGCCUACUUGCUUGACUUCUUCGCUACCUAGCUUCUUGUCCGCGUUCCCGUAUUCCCGUAUAUGUGUUUCGGUGCUUCGUACGUCACUUCAAAUCGCAUUAUAUUGCUUUCGGCCAUUUAUAUUGAGAGUUGACCGCUUUAUUUGCGCACAAACAAGAAUUAUAAUAAGGAAUUGUGCAUAAUUGAUGACGAACAACUGAAAGAAGUGUGUAAACGGAGGACAUUAUUCGAUAGUUUCAUUAUAUUCCAUUUGGCAAAAACAGCAAGAAAGAAUUGUGCACUAGCAAAUUUGCAGCCACUGUGUAACAAAGCAAUUAGAAUAUAUUGCAAAUAACAAUGGCCAAUAAUAAUGCGGCGGCCCAUUACAACAGGAAUGGCGUUGCUGGCAAUAUCAAACUUGGAGGCAAAGAUAGAACUAAUCACGUUGAAAGUGGUGGUGCAGUAAGCAACCUAAACGACGUUUGUAAUUUUCUACAACCAGGAAAUUUAAACUCAGCCUUUAACUUGCCACCAGGCGCUUGUUCUUACGAUCAUCUUGUAGAAAUGAUAAGAGGUCUCGAUCUGCAGGAUGACGGCAUUAAAAUGAAUCAUAAAAUUGGAGCUAUCCGAUCAGACUUCUGUAUGCUAGUACAUGAUGAAAAUAUGUUAUGUGAAUGCAUGGAUUAUAUUAAUGACAAGGCUUUGGCGGACGGUGAGAUGGCAUUGAAAUUCGCCAUGCUCUUUUCAUCGCACAACUUUGACCAACUGGCAAUGAAAGAUGUCAAAAUACGUAGUGCCAUGCUAAAGGUGCUGGAGGCAAAUUAUUUAAAUGCCGAUACAUAUCGUAUCCACGAUAAGGAACGUCUUUACAAUUCUAUUACGCUAUUGGGUGAAUAUUAUAACCGAGUGCGUUUAGCUGACCAAUCGCCAAUUACCAUAUUGGGUAAAUCCUUACUUAGCUUGCUUAUACGCGAAGUUAGCGCACUGGAACCUAUUAAUGUGAAAUUAGCUAAAUUAAUACUAUCACAAAUCACACUAAACGGUGAUAUAAUACGCGUUAAACAUAAAGACGAACUGACACAACUGCUCUACCACAUCAGACGUAAUUUGAUUGAGCAACCGGCAUUAAGUGCCACCGUAAAAGCGUUAUUGCUAAUGACACUCGACCUGUACUAUAGUAAUUUUACAAAUUUGGGUACACAACUCGAACAAAUGUACACAAAAUAUUUAGUACAAGACGUAGAAGAUGAGGGCAAUAACAACGUCAAUGUUGCUAUGCAACCACAAUCACUGCCAGUAUAUGUGCCAGCGCAGCAAGUGCAAUUAGUGCAGCCGCAACCGUUAUCACCACUACCACCUCAGGUUCAGCCGCCACUUAAUACUAGUACAGAUUCAUCGGUGGAGGCACCUACAAAUGCAGUUCUUGAAAAUGAUGAUAGGAAAAAUGAUACACAUGAUUUGUAUGACACACAGCUGUCGACCAAAAAAUGGAGUGAGCAAGUGUGUGAAGAUGCGUUAUAUGAAGGCGAAUUCGGCAAUGAGUUUAAUAGCUAUGAACAGGAAUACAAUGAUAAUGGUGAUGGUGCUAAAGGUUUUGAGACCAAAAAGACUGGGGGCCGCUUAAGUAAUGGAAGUGACAAAUUAAAUUCAUCAGGUGGUAAUACUAGUCGACGUACUGAUGAUGAUAGUUCUAGCCGAAAUGCUAGGCGUUCACAAAAACCACGUAAUUCACCGCGUCCAUUGAAACAUCAGCAAAAUGCCGGUAACGAAAGGGAUGGUCCACAUGAUAACCAGUCGUCAGCGUCACAACAUGAUGAAGAUCAGGAUCAAACAAAACCCCUACCUCGCUGGCGUGCGCCACGUUUUAAUCGAGAGAACGAAUUUCAUAAUAACGAUGGUCCACAAAAUAAUCAACAACGCCGUUUUAGCACCAGUUUCGAUGAUGAUCAGAGUGUGCGCAGCGACGGCGGCAGCAUACGUUUGUACAGCAUAAAUGAUCGUUUGCGACAUUCGCAGGAGAAAAUGGAACGUAGCGGUAGUAAUUUCAACUCAAUUGCCAAUUCAAAUUGGGACAGACAGUCCCAGCAUGCAGACGAUCGCAGUGAACGUUCCUACAUUAGCAACUAUGAGCGUGGCAAUAAUUACCGACGCGGCCACAAUCGUAAUUUUAACAAUCGUCAAACCUAUGAUAAACCACCGCGCUUCCAAAAGCAACAACAUAAAGAUACUAACAUACACAGUAAUUCGUGGCGUCAAUCACGUAACAAUAUCAUGCAUAACUCAUAUCAUGAUGAAAACUCUUCAUAUCGUUCCAAUGGACCCGAAUCGAAUAGUCGCAGUUCGUCGCGCGCCCGCACCCUCCCACGUCCGGGUAAAUCUCGUCAUUUCGAAGACGCCGAUGAGUGUGCUAGCAAUGCGUCAACGUAUCGUCGUAGCCAAAGCCCUUCUACGCAUAAACAACAUCAGCAACAACAGCGCUCACGUAAUUUCAAUCCACGUUAUAGUAGUCAAAGUAGCCUGGCAAGUGAAGCGUCGAGCACAUUUGAUCGUCGUCCGCGCAAUCGCAACUUUCCACGGCAAAACCAACAGCAGCGUCAAGAGCGCUGGGAGGAUACCCAUAGCGUACAUGGCCAACCCGAAGACAGUACAUGGGAUACGAAAAAUGACAACAGCGAACUGGUGCGCAAUGCACGCCAAACUGCCAAGUAUAUGAACUACUUGUCUUCCAAGAAGUGAGAUGACGCCAAUACGUUGAAAGUGGCCGAGCAUGCGCCGCGGUAACGUUUGUUGCGUGAAAAGCAAAACAUAUAGCGACAUAAAAAUGGCAUACGCAAAUAACAUAACUAUAUUGACGAAAAAAGAGGGACGUCGAUUACACUGCAUGUGUGGUUUACAUACUAUUUACUUUUUAUGAUUUUUUCCUUUAUUAUUAUUAUUAUUAUUCACGGUUUACUUAUACACACAUUUAUUAGCUAAGUUCAUCCAGGUACAAAAAGUACGCCUGCUUUUUUUAUUCAUUUAAUACUUUUUUCUUUUACCUAACAAAUAUUUUUGUAUGUUAGUAGUCAGUUGUUAUUUAAAGACUAUAACCUCCAAUCAAAUGAAAAGUGUUAUAAAGCUUUAAUUUGAUUAAAAAAAUCAUCAGCAGUUAUUGAGCAUUUUAUGAAGGCUGUGCGAUUAAACGUUAGUUUAAUUUACUAAUGUAAUUAUAUCAAUUUUAAAAUUUUUAUUUUUAAAAUAAUUGUGGUUUAUUUUAAUGUUGUUAAAAAAUAGAAAAACAAAGCAGCUGUAGAGCAACAAAGAAGAUUUUUUGAAAUUGCUUCUUUGACAGUUUAACAAUGAGUUUUGACUACCACUUGGUGAGCAAUUAAAAUUGUUGUAAAAAGCAAGCUUGCAUAUAAUGAUUUGGUAAAUGCAGUAGGUAUAACCAUUAACAAUGCCAUGUGACAGUAACCUUGGAUCAACUUUUAUAAGAUUGUAUAUAGCAGUAGUUUAAUCGCACGGUUUGCAGCAAAAAUUGUAAUAAAAGCAUACAAUUUAGCACAAAUUAUCUAGUUGGAAGUUAACGCUAAGCCCAUCGUCUACGUCUGUAACAUAUUUUGACAUAGACAUUGCAUUAUUUUAUUAAAAUAUAUUAUUUCAAUUAUAAAUAUACAUAACGCUAGUAUAAAAAGGGACUAUAAAAUUAUUUUAAGAAAUUGUAAUUGUAAUUGUAAUGAUCAGUCAUACAAUUUGGACAAAUUAAUUACAUUUACAGAACUCUUAUAAUAUUACUAUGGAUUUGAGUUUAAUUUCAUAUGUUUAAUCAUUGAUUUGCAUUUCAUGUCCAAACUAAAGAGAAACUGCUUUUUUAAUUAUUUCAAUUUCAACCUAAAACCAAAAUAAAAACAUUUCUAAUGUAACUAGUUAUUUUAAUGUUUAAACUUAAAAAACUAAUUGACUAAUCAAAUAUUACCUUAAAUUUAUUUAUAAAAUACAUACGCAAGCAUUUGAAAUCAUUAUUAUGUCCCUUAGCAGGUUAUAUAGUGCGCCAUUUACUUGUGUUAGUUCUGUUAGUUUUACAUAACACAAGUUGCCCGUUGUUAUGUCAGUCAAAGUGUUAAACGAACAUUUAAAAAUUAAUAAAUACAUAAUAAGCCUCUUAGUACCUCCAUUCAUUAUGUGUUGCCAUUGACAUUAAAUUAAAUUUAACAUUAAUUAUUGAUAACAGUCACAUUGAGUACAUCACAAACAUACAAACAACUUUUUUUUUAUUAUACUUUGUAAAUAUUUACUAUAUUUUUUUACGCAAAAAAUAUACAAACAUCGUCGGUCUUAACUUAAAUGAAAUAUACAGCUGUCACAAUAUUUUUUUAACAACAAUUAUGUAACCAAUAUCUAACAAGCGAAUUCAGAUAUUUUAAAUGAAGAAAUUCACAUUUCUAAAAAAAUUGUAAAUGUAAGCAUGAAUUAAUUAGUUACAGUGAAUGAAUGAAAACUAAAACACAAUGCGAAAUCAAAUUAUGUAACACAAUUCAAUAUUGGGUGUUAAAGAGCGCGUGUAAAGUGGAAUGAAUUAAAAAUUUCAUACUGUAUGAUUUUUCUAAGUGAAAGAUAUUGAACACCUAGUACAUAAGCAAAUAGUUUUAAUACAUACAUAACAUACUUUUAUUAAUUAUUAGCUAGUUAAAAAAAAAAACAAUAAAAUCAAAGAUUUGUUAAGUGGAAAAUAA